AUGAAAGUCCUCUCCUUCAUCGUGGCCGCGGCCCUUCUGGGCUUGACUGGUGCGUCUUCGAACUCCAGCCAGGGGCUGUUGAAGUCAGACGGUGUGGCCCUGGGAGACUGGGACUCCGCCUACCAGAAGGCCUCUUCCUUCGUCGCAGGCCUGACCACUGAUCAGAAGCUGGCUUUGAUCACGGGCAGCAGUGUCAACUCCACUAAUGGCAGCUUUAGUGGCCUUACUUUCCUUGACGGUGACAUGGGUCUCCAGAACUUCUACUAUGUAUCCGCUUUCAGCUUGUCUUCAGCACUUGCUAUGACCUGGGACCGCGACGCCAUCUACGCACAGGGCAAAGCUGUCGGUUCUGAGUUCUACAACAAGGGAAUCCAAGUUGUCGCUGGCCCGACUUCUCAGCCAUUGGGACGUACGCCCUGGGGUGGUCGGAAUGUUGAGGGUUUUGGCCCCGACCCUUAUCUUAAUGGCCUAGCCACUGGGUUAACAACAAAAGCCUACAUCGACGCUGGCGUUAUCCCAGGUGCUAAGCACUUCCUUCUCUACGAACAGGAAACAAAUCGGACUGGCGGCGGCGGCGGUGGUGGUCCUGGCGGCGGCGGUAUGCCUUCUGGAGGAAUGGGGCCCGGCUCGUCGAAUACUUCAUCCAUGGGCGCGAAGCCUACAGGAUCAAUGGGCCGUCGUGCUGCCAGUUCCAGUUCUGAGUCGGAUAGCGGCUCGGCACCAUACUCUUCCAAUGCCGAUGACAAGACUCUGCACGAGGCGUAUCUUUGGCCUUUCUAUGACGCAGUCAAACAUGGUCUGGGUGCUGUGAUGUGUGCCAUGACGAAGGUUAAUGGCACACUAAGCUGUCAGAACUCCGAUCUGUUGAUGAAGCAUUUGAAGACUGAGCUUGGCUUCCCGGGAUUGGUAUGGCCUGAUACUAAUGGCCAGAGCAGUGCUUUGGAGUCUGCUCUCGGCGGUGAGGAUUACGGUUCCAGUAGUAUCUGGAGCACGUCUACCAUGGAGACUCUGUUGUCCAAUGGCUCUCUGAGUGAGGCUCGCUUGGACGAUAUGGCCAUCCGCAAUCUGAUGGGUUACUACUAUGUGAACCUGGACAACGGGCUCCAACCCGAGGAACAAAGUGAAGAUGCGUACGUGGAUGUGAGACGCAACCACUCCAAGCUGAUCCGGGAAAAUGGAGCCAAGUCAAUGGCCCUGCUGAAGAACAAGAACGCUCUGCCAUUGAAGAAGCCUCGUGUGAUGAGCGUUUUCGGUGCCCACGCUGGUCCUGUGUUGGGAGGACCCAAUACGGCCAUGGACAUCGAGGGUUCGGGACCGACGUACCAGGGUCACUUGGCCACCGGCACCGGUUCUGCUCAAGCAUCCCUGCCUUACUUAGUGCCACCUUACGUUGCACUAACUAACAGAAUCAUUGAGGAUGGAACCAUGAUGCGGUGGGUGCUCAACGAUACCUAUACCUCUUCUAGCACUUCCGGCUUGAUCACAGAGGGGACUGACAGCACUGCUGUGGACCCCUCGUUUACCAACUAUGCCACCAACUCCGAUGCCUGUCUCGUCUUCCUGAAUGCUCUGUCCGGAGAAGGCGCUGAUCGCACUGAACUCUACAAUGACGACCAAGACACCAUGGUCAACACCGUUGCCGAUAACUGCAACAACACAAUCGUCAUCAUCAACACCGUCGGCCCGCGCCUGAUGGACCAGUGGAUCGAACAUGACAACGUUACUGCAGUUCUCUACGGAUCCCUCUUGGGCCAGGAGUCUGGUAACUCCAUUGUCGACGUCCUCUACGGAGACGUGAACCCCUCUGGCCGCCUCAUCCACACCAUCGCCAAGAACGAAAGUGACUACAACGUCAAGAUCUGCUACACAGCGCAGUGUGACUUCACCGAAGGCGUCUACCUCGACUACCGCUACUUCGACGCCUACAACAUCACCCCCAGAUACCCCUUCGGCCACGGUCUCUCCUACACCACCUUCUCCUACUCCGACCUGAGCAUCGAAAAGCCCUCCACCCUAUCCAAGUACCCCACCGGCGAACAAACCGUCGGAGGACACAGCGACCUCUGGGAUAUCGUGGGAAGCGUCUCCGUCAAGGUCGCCAACACCGGCUCGCUCGACGGCGCCGAAGUCCCCCAGCUCUACCUCGGAUUCCCCACUGCUGCGCAGCAACCCGUUCGCCAGCUCCGUGGCUUUGAGCGCGUCGAGAUCGCCUCCGGCAAGCAGAGCGAGGUGACCUUCAAGCUGCGCCGCCGUGACAUCUCCUACUGGGAUGUCCGUGCCCAGCAGUGGCUUGUUGCCUCGGGUGACUACAAGGUCUAUGUGGGUGCAAGCUCGCGUGACCUGAAGCUGAAUGGUACUUUUGCUGUUCAGACUUCGUCUUAG
Molecule: messenger RNA, 2382 nt
Organism: Aspergillus piperis CBS 112811
Lineage: Eukaryota; Fungi; Ascomycota; Eurotiomycetes; Eurotiales; Aspergillaceae
Product: beta-d-glucoside glucohydrolase D
Exons: 4
Coding region: 1-2382 (793 amino acids)
Biological process (GO): glucan catabolic process
Molecular function (GO): beta-glucosidase activity
Source: RefSeq, a predicted model, not a curated record